Messenger RNA from Colletotrichum graminicola M1.001, 1191 nucleotides. Its product is annotated as DEAD/DEAH box helicase. The transcript is spliced from 5 exons. The coding region runs from base 1 to 1191 and encodes 396 amino acids. NCBI's taxonomy places the organism in Eukaryota, Fungi, Ascomycota, Sordariomycetes, Glomerellales, Glomerellaceae. Gene Ontology annotation, molecular function: RNA binding; ATP binding; RNA helicase activity. The record is from RefSeq and is a predicted model, not a curated record.
AUGGCUGACAAGGGUCUUGAGGAUGUGCCUGAGGGCCAGAUCGAGUCGAACUACGAUGAGACCGUCGACUCCUUCGAUGACAUGAACCUGAAGUCGGAGCUCCUUCGCGGUGUCUACGCCUACGGUUUCGAGCGUCCCUCCGCCAUCCAGCAGCGUGCCAUCAUGCCCGUCAUCAAGGGCCACGAUGUCAUUGCCCAGGCUCAGUCCGGUACUGGCAAGACCGCCACGUUCUCCAUCUCUGUCCUCCAGAAGAUCGACACCAACGUCAAGGCCUGCCAGGCUCUCAUCCUCGCCCCCACCCGUGAGCUUGCUCAGCAGAUUCAGAAGGUUGUCGUCGCCAUCGGUGACUUCAUGAACAUUGAGUGCCAUGCCUGCAUCGGUGGUACUAGCGUCCGCGACGACAUGAAGGCCCUGCAAGACGGUCCCCAGGUCGUCGUUGGUACCCCUGGCCGUGUCCACGACAUGAUCCAGCGCCGCUUCCUCAAGACCGACAGCAUGAAGAUGUUCGUCCUUGACGAGGCCGACGAGAUGCUUUCUCGUGGUUUCACCGAGCAGAUCUACGACAUCUUCCAGCUGCUUCCCCAGAGCACCCAGGUCGUCCUUCUGUCCGCCACCAUGCCCCAGGACGUCCUUGAGGUCACCACCAAGUUCAUGCGCGACCCCGUCCGCAUUCUCGUCAAGAAGGACGAGCUUACCCUCGAGGGUAUCAAGCAGUUCUACAUCGCCGUCGAGAAGGAAGAGUGGAAGCUCGACACCCUCUCCGACCUGUACGAGACUGUCACCAUCACCCAGGCUGUCAUCUUCUGCAACACCCGCAGAAAGGUUGACUGGCUCACCGACAAGCUCACUGCCCGUGACUUCACCGUCUCUGCCAUGCACGGUGACAUGGACCAGGCUCAGCGUGACCUGAUUAUGAAGGAGUUCCGUUCCGGUUCUUCCCGUGUCCUGAUCGCCACCGACCUUCUGGCCCGUGGUAUCGAUGUCCAGCAGGUUUCCCUGGUCAUCAACUAUGACCUCCCCGCCAACCGCGAGAACUACAUCCACCGCAUCGGUCGUGGUGGUCGUUUCGGUCGUAAGGGUGUUGCCAUCAACUUCGUUACCGCCGAGGAUGUCCGCAUGAUGAGAGAGAUUGAGCAGUUCUACAGCACCCAGAUCGAGGAGAUGCCCAUGAACGUUGCCGACCUCAUCUAA